AUGACGAUCCUCCUCCACGAUGUUCAGUACUUAUUGCAGAUUCCUGUUGAGGGACGACUGAUGAGUAGGACUUCUGCGCAGCUUGACCAUCCGGAGGUGGAUUUGUGUGCGCUUCUUGGGAUGAACUCGGAGCAGUUGAGUGGUCGUUCGGAGGCCCCUGGAUAUGGUAAUAGGGGUAAGUGGUACGAGAAGGGUGGUUUUCUUGCGGAGAUGGCGUCCAGAUACUUGCAGAGACAGAGUUCGGCCGGUGGUGAACCUAUUUUGGACGAGUUGGAGGAGAUAGAUCAGUACAGUUGGGCGUCAGGUGCACUUGCUUGGUUCUACAGAUGCCUUGGUCAGGCGUCUCGUGCUGGUGCCAGGGGGUGGCUGGUUGUCUCGCACUUCUGCAGUGUUGGAUCUACGAGUACUUUCCGGGUUUCAGGCCAUCUCACUUUGAGCCACCUGUCGUUGGACCUGAUGAGGCUUGGGCUUCACGAUGGAUUGGGCAGCCGACACCUGGUUCUGUGGCUGAUCCCAGUGUGA
Linum tenue is the source of this 522-nucleotide messenger RNA. The record is from the annotation of a GenBank genome assembly. Lineage: Eukaryota; Viridiplantae; Streptophyta; Magnoliopsida; Malpighiales; Linaceae.